Camellia sinensis is the source of this 639-nucleotide messenger RNA. The record is from RefSeq and is a predicted model, not a curated record. NCBI's taxonomy places the organism in Eukaryota, Viridiplantae, Streptophyta, Magnoliopsida, Ericales, Theaceae.
AUGGCAAGAUGGCUUUUGGAUCUAGUAGAAUAUGAUAUCACUUGUGUUACUCCCAAGGCUAUUAAGGGCCAAGCACUUGCAGACUUACUGGCCCAAUUCCUAUAUGGUGAACAUGAAUCUGCAGAGGUACCCCUACCAGGUGAAGUCCAUAUCUCAGCAGCUGCAAUUGAGACUUAUUGGGACUUAAAAUUUGAUAGAACUUCCGUAGCUGGGAAAGGUGGAGUUGGCGUAACACUAACCAGUCAAGAAAGAGAGAAGUUUCAUCUAUCAUAUAAGCUUGACUUUGAGUGUUCAAACAAUGAGGCUGAAUAUGAGAUGCUGAUAUUGGGUCUAAUAAGUGCCCAAAAGAAGGGCCUCCACAAGUUGAAAAUUUGGGGUGACUUCAAGUUCGUUGUCAAGAAAAUGAUGGGUGAUUUCGCCUUGAAGGAGCCUCUGUUGGCCCCGUAUCGUACCAUAGUUCAAAAGUUGCUCACUCAGUUUGAUGAUGUCCAAAUCCAGCAUACUUCUCAAACACACAAUCGUUUUCCCGAUGCCUUGGCUACACUAGAGGCAAUGGUAAAGAUGCCAGAUGAUAGUAUAGCCAUCGUUAUCGAGCAAAAAACAACACUAGCAGUGCUAGCCAUAGAACAUACAGAGUAA